AUGUCGGUCGUCAUCGAAACUACGAUAGGUGACAUCACGGUGGACCUGUUCCUGAAGGAACGGCCCCGUGCCGCACUAAACUUUCUGAAGCUAUGCAAGCUAAAGUACUACAACUACAACCUGUUCCACACGAUCCAGUCGGAGUUUAUCGCACAAACCGGCGAUCCGACCGGUGCUGGCGAUGGUGGCAUGUCGAUCUGGGGUAUCCUCGAGGGCGACCGGAAGCGUUACUUCGAGGGUGAAAGUGUGCCAAAGAUUAAACAUUCCGAGCCGGGACUGCUGUCGAUGGUGAACGCCGGGGAACAUUUGAUUGGAUCGCAAUUUUUUUUCACCCUCGGAGCGGAUCUUACCUCGCUCGAUGGCCAGCAUACCGUGAUCGGGGAAGUAACCGAGGGGCACGAGGUGUUGCGCAAGCUGAACGAAGUGAUUUGCGAUGAGCGUCACCGGCCAUACAAGGAUGUGCGUAUCACGCACACCGUUGUGCUCGAUGAUCCGUUUGAAGAUCCACGAGGAUUUCGAGAGCCGAGUCGUUCGCCUUCUCCAUCGGCGGAACGCUUGCAGGGUGGUCGUAUUGCGGCGGAUGAAGAGAUCGAUGAUUUGGGUGGAAAAACGGAAAAGGAGAUAGCGGAAUUGAUUGCCGAGCGGGAGGCGAAAGCACGAGCCACGAUACUGGAAAUUGUUGGUGACAUCCCGGAUGCGAACAUUGCUCCACCGGAGAAUGUGCUGUUCGUGUGCAAGCUUAAUCCGGUCACGACGGACGAUGAUUUGCAGAUAAUUUUUAGCCGGUUCGGAAAGAUUAAGGGAUGCGAGGUGAUUCGGGACAAGGUGACGGGCGAUUCGCUGCAGUACGCGUUCAUCGAGUUCGAGAACCAAAAGUCGUGUGAGGAUGCGUACUUUAAGAUGGACAAUGUGCUGAUCGACGAUCGGCGCAUUCAUGUGGAUUUCUCGCAAUCCGUUUCGAAGGUAAAGUGGCGCGGAAAGGGACGCGGGAUAGAGUUCCAGGAUGGGGCGGAUAAACGAUCGUUUAAGGAUUUUGAUCGGAAGCAGCAGAAUCGUAACGGCGGAUCCAAUAAGCGUCCGAAUGCUUCACCGAAAAGGGACCGUGUACAGGAGAAGCAAUAUAAUCGAUCGGAAUCGAGAUCACGCUCAAGAUCCGCUUCUCGUUCGCGGCCGGCCAAAGAUGAUCGUAGACAGCGCAGUCGUUCUCGUGAACGAAUGCAGCACCGAGAACGAGAUAGAAAUCUUCCUCAAGGUCGUCGUGACGGACAGGAAGGUGGUCGUGGACGCAAACCCCUACUAACCGAGCGCAACUCAUCCUAUCUAGAGCAACGCAACGGACGAGACAUUCGGAUCAAUCAGGGCAAAGUGGAUUACAAAAAUCGUCCUUACCCAAACAGCUUCGUUCAACGGAAAGGUCCACGGGAGAAGAACUCAAAACGGGGUGGCCCUAUGGGAGGUGGACGAUCCGGAAGUGGAAUACGCCAUGAACCACCACCCAGACGUUGGUCCCGUUCUCGUUCAAGGGAGCGUCGCAUGAGACGGUCCCGUAGUCGUUCGCGCGAUCGGCGCCAUAGUCCGGAACGUUACCGCAGUCAGCGAUCGGACUCGCGAGAAGCAAGAGGACGGCGACAAACCGAACCCGAACGUGUGGGAAGCCGCUCAUCACCUAGCCAACAGCGGUCGGAAGUUGAUUAUCGCCGCAGUGGUGGUGGUGCUGGUGCUGCUGCUCCAAAACCUGUCCUGUCUGGAUCGCGUGACCCUGAUCAACGCCGGGAAUCCAACCCACCGAAACGGCGAUCUUCAAGUUCGGUUUCACGCUCAAGCCCACCGCCGAAGGAGAAAAGGAAGCGAAAAAACUCAUCGUCCCGUUCGUCCUCGUCGGACAGUUCUCCGCCGUCCAGCACGAGUGAAUCGGACGAACGGACCAAAAAGCGGAAGAAAAAAUCGUCGAAAAAGAAAUCGAAAAGUAGCCGCAAGCGAAAGGGUUCCGAUUCGUCGGACGGUGAAAAAACUAGGAAGAAGUCGAAGAGUAAGAAGAAAAAGCGAAAGCAUUAG
Molecule: messenger RNA, 2055 nt
Organism: Anopheles maculipalpis
Lineage: Eukaryota; Metazoa; Arthropoda; Insecta; Diptera; Culicidae
Product: peptidyl-prolyl cis-trans isomerase sig-7
Exons: 1
Coding region: 1-2055 (684 amino acids)
Biological process (GO): protein peptidyl-prolyl isomerization
Cellular component (GO): nucleus
Molecular function (GO): peptidyl-prolyl cis-trans isomerase activity; RNA binding
Source: RefSeq, a predicted model, not a curated record